UGUGUGUGUGUCAGAGAGAGAGAGAGAGAGAGAGAGAGGAGAGAGAGAGUCGUAUAGAGAGAAAGAGAGUCAAUGAGAGAGCUAUAGAAUAGUAUUAGAAAGUGUGAGAGAGUUUUAAUAAGAGUGGAGAGAGAGAGAGAAAAAAAGAAAAACAAUCAUUGGAUGUGUUGUAUGAAUGGAUGGAUCGCCACUUGACGUCUGCGCCUAACUUCGGACGGCUUUACUGAGUCUCGCAUCACAUCUGAAACUAUUUCUUAAUUUUCUGAUCAAUGAUUGCAUUAAUAAGUUAAAGAAAGUCCGCAAUGUCUUCAUCGGAAAAGAGCGCAUCAAUUGUAUCCAAAGACAGGACUCGAAUGAUAAUCUCAGCCAUUGAUUGCCUCAAAGGACGCAAAGCACGACCCGAUGAGACAAAGAUUUGUAAUUUUGUUGAGAAGCGCUUCGGAGUCAACAAACAAGAAAUUAUUGCCGCAAUCAAAGAUGCGGUGAUCGAGGGAUCGGUUCUUAAAGUUAAAUACAAGGAUUCUGUCAGUUAUCGAAAUCCCUUAAAGUUUAACCAAAAAAUGUCAAAUCAUAUCAUGUCUUCAACGGACACUAUUUGGAACAUUAGUCCGCAAACUAUGAAACGAUUCGUAAGAGAGUUGCGUGUAUUGUGUCGUCAGAGACGCGAUGGCGUCACAAGACAUGAGAUUAUCGAGUCUUUGAAGAAGAACUGCCACUUCAAAGAUCACAACGAGUCUCUUGUCGACAGACUUUUGUGUCGAUCUAUUCAAACAGGAACCAUAAAACAACUUUCUUCUGGAUAUUAUAUAGUUAUGUUUGGUAAGCGCUUUAUUGGGUCUAAAAGGCGACCGCAACAGUGCAUUGCAUCGGAUAAAGUUUUGAACAAAAACAAUAUCAAUGACAAAAGUGAUUGCAAUAAAAAUGUUAAUGUGGCAAAAGAAUUAUUGUUAACUGAUCCAUUGUCGCCCAACCGUAAAAAAGCAGUACCAGUAAUGACACGGGAGAGACCAGUCAGCAAACGAAAGAAAUUUAAGAAAUCUUUGGGACCAGAUUUUAUAGUGUCUUCUGAAAAGAGUUCACCACAUAUGAGGGAUAGCUUUGAACCGAAGUGUGAUUUCUGUCACUUAAAAACUAAAUUUACAAAACGCGGCGAAAAUGAAGAAUCGCUCACUUGUAAGGACUGUAGCGCUAGAGCACAUCCAAGUUGUAUGGGAUAUAGCAGAGAGUUAGCUGAGAGAUCGAGUCUGAGUCCGUGGCAAUGCAUGGACUGUAAGACGUGUAACAUAUGUCACGAUUCCAGAGACGGUGAGAAUAUGUUAGUCUGUGAUUUCUGUGACAAAGGAUUUCAUAUGAAUUGUCACAUUCCGAUGGUUCAACUCAAGCCAAUUGGCAAAUGGGAGUGUAAUGAUUGCAAUACAAACAAAAGCAGUUCAAAAACCUAUCAAAAUAAUGAUAAUAAUAAAUCCAACGAAGAAACUGAUACUAAGAGGGCUCGAGUUAUAUACAAAAGAAAUUCAGAGACCUCUUGUUCUUCAUCGAGCUUUGUCUCCAAUUCCAAAGAAAAUUACAGCAAUGGUUAUCCUGAUAUCAUACCUAAUCCGCAGAAAUGGUCAGCUGAUGAAGUCUCACAAUUUAUAUGUGAUAUCGGUUUCCCCGAACAGUCAAUACUGUUCAAAGAACAGGAAAUCGAUGGCACAUCUCUAUUGUUGUUAAGACGAUCGGAUGUAUUAACCGGUUUUCACAUGAAGUUGGGUCCGGCGCUCAAAAUUUAUUCGCAUAUAAUGCGUCUCCAAAAAAAUGACUGAUUUUUGA
Messenger RNA from Oppia nitens, 1812 nucleotides. RefSeq names its product histone acetyltransferase KAT6A-like. The transcript has 8 exons. Gene Ontology annotation, molecular function: protein binding; DNA binding. Bases 303 to 1805 code for a protein of 500 amino acids. NCBI's taxonomy places the organism in Eukaryota, Metazoa, Arthropoda, Arachnida, Sarcoptiformes, Oppiidae. The record is from RefSeq and is a predicted model, not a curated record.